This is a messenger RNA of Leptinotarsa decemlineata (Colorado potato beetle), 3621 nucleotides long. RefSeq lists its product as uncharacterized. The record is from RefSeq and is a predicted model, not a curated record. NCBI's taxonomy places the organism in Eukaryota, Metazoa, Arthropoda, Insecta, Coleoptera, Chrysomelidae.
AACCAAGUUUCGGAAAGGUGCUUGUUUUGGAUUCAUUCUACGCCGAGGUUUCAAUUCUACCAUUUAUUUUUCAGUAAGUUAUUUUUUCACAUAAUAAACGAAGGUUUGGAUUUCAUGAAAUCUGAUAGUUCAAAAAAAAGUGGACUUAUGCCACUUCCAAAUUAUUUUCUGGUUACAUGCAAGUUAUUAUUUUUUGGAGUGAAAUGUUGAUAAACUUGAUUAUUGACAGCAAUAGAAGCAAGAAAAUAAGCUGGUGUCGGAUUAUUUAUUAUUCUUUAGAUAAAAAAAUCAUGGUACAGUAUUGCAAUCUAUGUUUAUAGAACAGAAGCAUAGCAGUCAAAGAAAAGUUGUAUGUUCGCUUUAUUAAACAGUAAUUUUUGUUUAUGUUGAUAGAUUGCUGGCAAUUCUAGAGAAAAAUUACUGUGAGGCACAAAAAAUGAAACAUAGAAUCAUUUCAAGCCACGCUUAGAAAAAAAAAAGAUUUCAUUAACUACACCUUACGAUUUGAUCUCUACAAAAUUUAUUUGAAAAAUAUAUCACAUGUCUCCCUAACAGUAACUUCUUCAACAGUGAUUUGAAUACCCAAUCAGAAAAAAAUGUAAAAACAGGUCAAUGUUAAGGCCAUGCAUUGAGGAACUUUCAUAUUUCAUAAAAUGAUGUGGCAUUCAUGUGAUUUUGCUCUAUCUCUAUAAUGUCUCAUUCACCCAAUAAAAUCAUUAUAUUAAUUGGACUAAUAAUUAACAUUAUUAAUGCUUGAGAAAGCUAUUGUAUAGUGAAACACUUGUCGCGGUUUUUCUAAAACCCUUUACAGUGAAAAUCAUACAAUGAACUGUAUAAAUGAGUUUCAAUAUAGAUAGGCCAGUUCUAUUCAAUUACUCUGUACUACUUCAUUAUUAGCAAUUAUUCUGGUAACUAAGUGAAGAAUGACAUUUAGUUUUUUUGAAGUUCAGUGCCGUCAGUGUUUUCUAUUUUUUCCCUUUAAACGUAAAAAAAUUAAUACAGAUAUGCAAAUUGGUUUUUAAUAGAAAGAUAAAUUCAUUGUUCAAGCCGCGAAAAAUUAACUGCUCAUUUUAUUCGAUGAGUUUCGAAUCAACGUCCAAAGUCAAGACCCAAAUUAUAUCUCGGGAGCCCCCUGAAAGAGAGGUGUCUUCGGUUGAGAUUUACUCGUCAAAUUCAGAUUCAGAAAUUACCUCGGACUCUUUUCAGAAGGAUAUUACAUUUUCCAAGAGCAGCAUUUUAAGUGAAGGCUGGUGUAGAAGUGUUCUGGGCAAACCUUGUGCGAAAGUAAGAAUUUAUUCACAAGAUUUUAACCCGUCGAAUCGUAAGGAAAAGAAACGAAAUGAUCAAGAAUCAUCAGCUUUGAAUCGCGCAACUUAUAUUACAGUUAAUAACUUCACUCUUAAGAAGCCUGAAAAUCAACAACGCUCAUUCAGACCUGAAAAUAUAUCGGAGCAAGUUAUCUUAACUGAAAAUCAAUCGAGGGAGAGUAGUGGAACUUUACCGGAUCGUAUUCAGUCUCCUGAAAAUUCAUUCAUCCAAAACCCAGAAUUUCAAUCUGCCCCAAACAAGAUUGAAAGUCGAUCAGUACCAAAUUCUUUCACAGAUAAUCAUUUGGGGGAACAGAGGGAAAUUUUGGAAAAACGGACUCUAUCUCCAGAAAACUCUGCUAUCUUAAAGCCAGAAAAUCGGCAACCCUCAUUCAACAUAGAAAAUUCAUUGCAGCAAGUUCCAUCAUCAGAUAAUCAAAGCGGGGAAAAUUCAAAAAACCAUAUUCUCUCCCCGGAAAAGUGUACUGUAAAAUUAUUGGAAAACCAAGAGCCAUCUACAACGGAAAGUUCAUUGAACCAAGUUCCUUAUUUGCCACAGAGUCAGUCUAGAGAAAGUGGUGAAACUUUAAAAAAGCAAGUUCCUUUUUCUGAAAAUUCUCAGGAAGGUGUUAUAAAUUAUUUAGAAAACGAAGUUUUUAUCAAUUCUAAUUCGAAUCGAAACCGUCUUCCUGUCAUUAACCAACCAGACGCAAAUAACAAAACGGAAACUCAGGACAUUGAAAUUGGUCUGGGAAAAACUCCUGCCAUUUCCAAAGAACGAGAUAAAAGUAUUCCCAUAUUAAAUUCUGAGGAGAGGCGAAUACCCAAGAAUCAACUUCGCAAGCUGAUUUGUUACUGUGACGAACAGUCUCAAACAACUCCUCCUUCCAUUCUAAAAAAGAAGGCAAUUUCAAAAAGCGAUCCCGUCUUUUUCAAUCGGAAGAAUAAGAAAACCUGGACGGGGAAAAUGGACAGAUAUCCUGAGAAGGAAUUUUCUCCUCAGUUAUCGAAAGAUUCGCAGAAAAUCAUUCUAACGAGCGACAAGGUGCAACAGACCUCGGACGACUUAUUACUUAACAUCGGAAAAAAUACGGCCAGUAAUACUGAUCGACUGGAAACUACAAAUACAAGUAUUAAUACGUUCAAUUCUGAGUCUGUUAGAGUGCAAACCGUUCAGAAUUCAUCCACGAGUGCUGAAGAAGAGUGCCAGGUGUGGCAUAGCGGCCUUUUGUGCAAAUGUUCACCUCCUAGGAUUGGUGCUUUUAGGCACGACGGUAGCCUCUCCUCUCCAAGUGUUUCGCCAAGAACGGUAGAGAGUUAUAGGUCUGGACAGACAACAGCUUCUAGGAAAUUCCCUGCGAAAUAUGUUGAUAUUCGUGAUACAUUAGAAGAAAGAGAAUACCGUUAUUGUGCAUCGCCUUAUAUAGAGUGUCCGACCUAUCCGUGCCAACAGGCUCUGAGAAACAAGAGUUCUAAACCAACGAAAAAUGAAAUAUAUCCGGUCCUGCCGAAGCCGCCCACCACGCCCAGCCAACGUAUGGUCAAAGUUGUUCCUUGUGACGGGAGUUGCAAGCGUUGUCCUAGAAAACCGGAAUCAUGUAACAGUUACCAACCAGUUCCAUUUCGUCCACCAGAAUACACAGCACACUACGAAACUUCCAGUUCUGAUGAGAGAAUCGAAGAUGAUGAAGAAGACUUUGAAGAGGAUGACAGCGAUGGUUACACAUCAGAGGGCAGCAGAAAACAUCCGGACCUGCCCUACCAGAACAACGAAGAAUAUUUGGAAUUGGUUCAGGAACUGGAAGAAACGCUCCAAAGCAGGAAUCGUAAUCGAGUGCAUCGAGCCAUGAAAGAGUUUGAAUAUAAGAGCAAGUAUAACAGACCUUUAGAGAGGCCAAUCAUAAACUACGGAGAAGCGAGCGAAAGCGAGGAACCCAUAAUGAGAAAAAUCUCGGAGUUGACGGAAAAACGUAGACUUUGUAAAGGGGACUGUUGUCCCUGCAGGAAGGGCGACCCUCAAAAUCGCCAGGCACCGCAACCGCCAAGGAUGAAACCCCAAACUGUGAAAACUUGGAAUAGUCCAAAACCGACUCUCAUGGAACAAACUCGUUGGCAAAUGGAUAAGAAUUCCGGAGAAUGGUUCAAAACUUGUCAAAAUUUGCCGAAACACGCUGUGCCUCCUGGAUCACUUAGUCCCAAAAGGGAGCCCUGCUGCGGAUGCUCAUGUUCUUGUGGAAAAUGAUAUCAGUAAAUGCAGACUCUGUAGAAUCAUUCCAUUCUCUAAGGCAGUCAAUAGAAACUUUUUUCAUUCUGA